UGCCGCUGCUACGACGGAGGGAUCGCGCCAUCCCGCGCCUCUCCUUGCGCGUUGUCGUGCAUGAGGCGGAGCUGGAGGAAGUGGAAGGCUUUCGUCGACCUUUUUCUUCGGAGAAAGGGGGGCCCUGACAGUCAGUCAGGAAGGAACAUGAUUGAUGCGAUGGAGUCAGCUCAAGAAAGCUGUAGCGCAGGCUGAGAUAUACGUGCUGUAGGGGGUACCGAGGGACUAAUAGAUCGGGCUCGCAGCUCUUUUCUGUGUGUCUGUGCCAGGCAGCCGAGAGAGAUUACAGGACGGGGCAGGUUUUCUGUCGGAGAGGGAGAUAGUUGGGAUAGAGAAUUAUCAGGUCUAGUGGGAAUAAAUUGAUCAGUGGGAUUGAUUGACGACGCGUGGACAAUUUGCGGUUGGUGCGAGUAAUCCCGUGAUUUAGCGAGGUUAGUGAAAAUGUCGAGCGAGGAGGACGAUGAUGAAGAGCUGCUGCAGAGAGCUUUAGCGGAGCAAGCUCAACGCGAUCAGACUUACAAAAGACCACCGCAAUAUCCUCCCCCUAGCAUCUCAUCCGCUGCCGCGGGUCCCCCUCGACGCACUCCACCUCAAACACCUCCCAAAAGAACACCUCCUGCUCCUCCUCCUGCGAUGGAAGACGAGGAAGAAUCGGAAGUAGAGCUUCUUAGCAUUUCGUCCGAGGACGACGAUGCGCCUCCUCCUUCCCGUCGACCUCCGACUGCGAAAGAUAAGGGCCGUCCAAUUGAUGACGACGAUAGCGAUUUGGAGUGGAACGAAGAUGACGAAGAGCCAGAAAACUGGAAUCAUGUUGACCAGGCUGAGCUGGUCCGGAGGGUGCGGGAGAUGCGGGAGACAAGAGCUGCUCCUGCUGGGCAGACUACAGCACGCAUUCGUCGGUCUAACACCCUUGUUGAGGCUCCUAGGGGCGAGGAUUUGCUCGACCCAUUAGGACUCGGACCUAUCAACCUGAAGGCGCUUACACUUUCUAGAGAUACUGAAGACUCUCCUGCGGCACAGUCCAGCAGCAGGCGAAAAGGCAAUGACUAUCAAACUUCUCAGGAAGAGCCACCUCUAGUCCGCGACGCCGCUGCUAGAGAGAAGGUUAUGUAUCACUCUGAAAACUUCGACCCCAAGUUCUUCUUAGCAAGGAUUCAUCAAAAUACAAGUGCAGCGGAACUCGAAGCUGGAGAGGGUGCACUGAAGGCUAAUUUGCAGAACCGCAAAGAUCAACUCAAGAAACUUGUCAAAGAGAACUUCGACUGUUUCAUCUCCUGCAAAAACACUAUAGAUGAUAUUCAUUCCAAAUUGCAACAAAUAGAAGCUGAUCCAGAAGGUGCUGGAACAGUUCACCUUAGUAAUGCCAUACAAACUGUAGAUGCCGUCGCAAAGCGAGCCUUCGGACCCUUGCUAGAGCGGCAGGCACAAGCAGAACGUAUUCGCUCGGUUCAGGGCAUGCUUCAGAGGUUUCGCACCCUUUUUAAUCUUCCCAGCAUUAUUCGAAGCAGCAUCAGCAAAGGCGAGUAUGACUUGGCGAUUCGAGAAUAUAAGAAAGCGAAAUCUUUGGUGCAAUAUACCAACGUCCGCAUUCUAAGCAGGGCCCUGGAUGAGGUGGAUAAGAUUGUGCAAGAGUUCAAGGAUAUGCUUUACAAAACUAUGGAGAAUCCUAAUGUUGACCUGACGCAGCUGGACAAUACAAUUCGUCUCUUGCUCGAGCUUGAACCUGAUUCUGAUCCCGUCUGGCAUUAUCUAAGCAUUCAGGACCGAAGAAUCAGGGGUCUCCUUGAAGGAUGUUCUUUGGAGCAUGAGGCACGUAUGGAUGCUCUACAGGGUCGAGUCCGGGAGAAAGUACAGUCUGAUGCCCGGUGGAAGCAGUUGCAGCGGGAGUCGAACAAAGCUUCCGACGUAGAUUUCAAUCUUCUUUUGGGAGAUCAAGACAAGGAAGUUGGAGAAAAUCAGUUCAAAGAUUCUACUGGGGAGGAGUCAGAUGCUCUAUUGGGACGUCUCAUACGCAGACUUACUGCUGUCAUUGUGCAACAUGUUCCCAAUUUUUGGAGGCUUGCUCUUUCCAUAUUCAGCGGCAAGUUUGCUAAGGUAACGCAGCCGGGUGCUGUCAACGGAAGACAGAAUGGCGCAUCCAACCAUGAUCCCGCACUGUACCCGUAUGAAGAACACCCCGGUUCAAAGUACACCACUCAUUCUGAGGAAGAGGUUGUGACGAUGGUUCACUGUAUUAUAUCUCUGUAUGAGACUAAGGUACAAAAUGCAUUUAUCGCUCUCGCGGAGGCAAAUGUGCUCCGCCCUUACAUGAAGGAAGCUUUGAUGGAGAUCUCGAAGGCGUGUGUAGCUUUGGAGGACAAGGAUUGUGCACCUAGAAGUGCUGUACAAGCUCUUCUGGUUUUGCGCACAGAGGUCACUAGAGUAUUUGUGCUUCGUGUCUGCACCUUGAUGCGAGGAGCUACCGCUGCACUUGUUCAGGAAGAGGAUUGGAUUCCUGUUCCAACAAUUGAGCGUGGUGGUACACCAUAUGCGAUAUCCGCCUUGCCCCUUCGUUUUCGUGAAAUGUUGGUCGUGACAUUGGAGCAUAUGGCAGAGAUGAUUCAAAGACUAACUAACAAAAAUGUGGAACUUCAUGAGGAUCUGUCCGCUCAAGUCCGUCAAAUGCAGGACAAUGUGAGGAUUACAUUUGUCGAAUGUUUCCUUGACCUCGCUGAAUGGCUGGAUAAGUUGACAGAGGAGAUAUCUCUUAAUCCACAUCCAGAGGAUACUGCAGGAGGUGAAGGUGGCACUUCAGCAGGAGAAGAUAAGGUUAUGCCCCUGAUAGCGGGCACAGAAGUCACCAAUUACCACCAGAGAUUGCUCAUGGUCUUGAGCAAUACUGCGUUUUGCAAGAGCUCGCUUCUACCUGAUCUUAAUCAAAAAUAUCAACUUGUUUGGAGUUAUUCGAGCCAACAUCCAGCAUCAAAGAGCAGGGCACAUGAAGAAAGCAACGUAUCAACGAUAGAGGAAGCAUCGAAUGCUCUUUCCACGCUAGAAGAGAAGAUUCUGAAUCAUUACAACCUUGCUAAGGCUUCAGUGGUGGGAGUCGCCGCAGCAGCUUACCUUUUAGAUGAUGGCACACUGUGGGCACAAACUCCUCCUAUUAAAGGUAUCAGAGACAAUGCUGUUGAGCUUUUGCAUCCUCUGGUGGCAGUGCAUGCAGAGGUGUUUGCGGGAGCGAAGCCCUUUUUGGACAAGGUUGUCAAUGUCUUGGUUGAGGGAUUGCUCGUUGCUCUUCUUAAUGUGUUCACUGAGAACAAAUUUAAGGUUCUUCGAAUCCUCGACGUAAAUGGAUACUCGCAGCUUAUGCUUGAGUUGGAUUUCAUAGAUGCCGUACUUGAAAGAUAUUUCACAUCCGCAGCUAGGGAGGCAAGUAUUGCCCUCCGAGACAUGCUCCUAGAGAAGGUUUGUGAGAGUGUCAAUGAGAUCCAUCAGGCCGAGAUGUCUGGGGCCAGCAGGCGUUCCCGAGGGAGCGAAGAUGUUAUGAUGGACCAGGGUCCUUCUAUGUCAAGAGAAGACAUACAGGCAUAUGCCCAUCAGGUGAGUGCAGAUCAUCUGCCUCUGGAGUUAAGAAGAACGCGCGUGAAUGUUACUUGUUUCACAGAGUCAUUACCAGAGUUCAGUCCUGGAGCAGGGAGGCGCCCGGCUCUCCAUGUUGGAAGGCAUCCUUUGGCUCCAGGUGGGUCUAUCAUUGCUCGCCAUCUCCGCAAGUCAUCGGGUUCGAGUCUUGGUGGAGAGUCUGACCCGGGUAGACUAAGUGUGGGGCUCCCUCCUCUUUCUCCUCAACUUGGAUACGCCAGCUCUGAUGUUGGUAGUGAAACAAGCAGCAAAGGCGCUCCUUCGGACCGCUUCUCAAGACUCCAAUCUGAAUCACGACUUCAAACUGACAACCGUGCGCGAACGUCGCGUCGUACAAAUAGCAGUAACUAUGGAUUGUAAGAAUAACAACAAUGAUUCAGUGUUUCGAUUUAUAUGAUAUCUCUAUUUAUCCCGAAGUACGGCAGCCCAUGCUCUGCCAUAUCCAACAUUGUGUUCGCUUCCAAGACCGCAUUGGUCACACGAGAAAUACAAGACUCGAGCAAAUGAGCUGGAGUCCGUCAGCUCGGUCUCUUUAUUGGAUUAGUUCUACACGCGAAGACCAUUGAGCCGUCUGCUCCUGUUCGCAGCUUCUCUAGAGUUUUUCAUCGCAGGAAAUAGUUUGAAUCGCUCUUCUCUAUGGACAAAACUGCUCCCCAAUGCUGCAACCACCUCGUCAGGAGAUAUUCAGUUUGAGUGAGUAACCAUUAUUUGACAAGUUUGCUGAGUCCUUAAGUCUGCGCAAAUAGUUGUCAGUUUGAAUAUAGCGGAUGCCACGAGAAAUUUCUGCGAGAAGUUUUCUGGAUGGAGAAGAUGGCUGUGGUCUGUCUUGCAGAAAAUGCUUGUAGGGUUCUGAGGUUUGUAAAAUCGGUACAUGUGCUCGUGCUUCGGCACGCUGAGCACCUGCCCUAGUCCUCUGUUCGAUAUUGAACGCUUGAUUGUCCAGUAAUGUUCUCGGAAUUAGCUUGCUGCUUGUAGACUUC
Messenger RNA from Marchantia polymorpha subsp. ruderalis, 4598 nucleotides. NCBI's taxonomy places the organism in Eukaryota, Viridiplantae, Streptophyta, Marchantiopsida, Marchantiales, Marchantiaceae. The record is from the annotation of a GenBank genome assembly.